Aspergillus tanneri is the source of this 750-nucleotide messenger RNA. RefSeq lists its product as uncharacterized. The transcript is spliced from 6 exons. The record is from RefSeq and is a predicted model, not a curated record. The coding region runs from base 1 to 750 and encodes 249 amino acids. Lineage: Eukaryota; Fungi; Ascomycota; Eurotiomycetes; Eurotiales; Aspergillaceae.
AUGUCGGAGCCUUCUCUCCUGCCAGCACUUGAACAGAUUACGCCUAAUAACCAUGGUGCAACGGUGUCCAUCAUUACUUUCGUUCUUCUUUCCGCUUCAGUUAUCGUGGUCGUGGCCAAGGCCAUGUCCAUCGUAUAUUUGAAGCGUUCACUGCCUUCGGUUGAUAUCCCACUCUGGAUCUGCAUGGCCAUAGUAUUUGUUCAAAGCAUUCUGGUCCAGUUCGCCGUGGACCAUGGUAUGGGAAGACACCGCAAUGACAUUUCCAGUAACUCAUUCGAUAUGUAUAACAAGCUUACUUACACCGCUCAGCUCCUUUUCAUCCUGGUACUCUCCCUGUCCAAAAUCUCGACGGUCAACCUCAUCCUCUCAAUCAACCCCAGCGAAAGAAUUCAACAAUGCUGUCUCAUCACGCAGAUUGGAGUAGGGCUCUGGACGCUCUUCGCGCUGUUCGGACUUGCAUUCCAAUGUUCACCGCCGUACUGGGAAUACUCGGCCACUCGCUGCGUAGGCAAUGGGGCCAUCCUGUAUCCAGUUACAAUAACCAAUAUGGUCCUUGAUGCGGCUGUGGUUGUCAUCCCUGUCGUCAUGCUGUGGAAUGUUCAAAUGCCGAAGAUACGGCGUGUUAAGAUUUCUGCGGCGUUUGCAUCUCGGUUGGUUGUGACUGUUCUCAAUAUUAUCCAAGUGUCGUACUCGGGGAAGUACCUUAACUCAACUGAUUUGACGGACAAUCCUCAGCGUGACUACUUGUAA